Cylindrotheca closterium is the source of this 4548-nucleotide messenger RNA. Lineage: Eukaryota; Bacillariophyta; Bacillariophyceae; Bacillariales; Bacillariaceae. The record is from the annotation of a GenBank genome assembly.
AUGGCCGAUCAUGAUAUAGAACUAAAAGAAAAGAAACGGAAAAAGGCCCUCCGGCGGAUGGGGAAGAUGGUAGGCCACGCUUGGAAUCUAGCAAAUGCUGGUCCGUUUCAGGCGGGAGGGGGGAAAAGUACUGAUGCCAUUCUCUGCUUGACAUCUUUGGGACAAAAGGUCGACGAUGGCAACUACAAAUACGGAAGACAUGGAUGGGAAGAUUUUGCGCGAGAUCUGGGGGGAGUCUACAAUAGUCACAUUCAUCGCAAAACCAAACAUGCCAAGAUGGCAAAGGACCAUCUGGAUCAAGUUUGUGCCAUGCUGGCGGAGAAGGAUGACUCGUUAGCUCGUGUUGCCAAGGAUUUUGUACCCGAUUCCAAGCCUUCCAAAAAGCGAAAGGCGGAUACUCCCGAUUCCAGAUCCCGCAAGAAACCAGCCUCUGCCAAAAAGCCAAAUGGCGGAGACAUGGCUCUAUCAGAACGCGAAGACCAGGCCAUGGAAGCUCUUGGAGCAUUUAUGGAAGAAAAGGGAGGUUCCAAGGAAGUGGUCAAGAAUUUUCGGUGUCGUGUGCAAAAGCAACCGGGUGGUCGGUUCGAUACCAAUUACUACAAUGAGCAUGGCCGAAGAUUUCGGUCCAUGGUCGAAGUUGGUCGAUUCCUAGGUCUUGUGACUGCCGAACCCAGACGAUCCGCAGCUGGCAAACGGGCCAAGGUGUCACGGGCCAAGGUCAAAAAGGCCACCUCCCGCGAAACAGAAGCAGAGAAGAAACGAUUGCGCAAAGAGCUCGACAAACUCCGCAAGCAACAUACCAAAAUCACCAAGUCCCUGGAUGACUUUCUAACAGACCACAAGGACAGUCAAUAUCCCAUUGAAGACUCCAUGUUACAGGAAGAAGAAACUGCUGCUGGCAAGGGUAGUCGCAUUCUGCCCACCAAUUCGGCUGCUGCUCGUAUUCCGGACGUGGAUCGAUUUGAGGGGAUUCCACAGCAUUGCAUGCCCGAUGUCUUGGUUGCAUGGGAUUUCUUGUGUACUUUUACUCGAGCCUUGAGCUUGACGCCCAUUUCCUUAGACGACUUUGUGCUGUGUUUGACCUACAUGCCACCAGAGAAAUCGAGUGAUAGCGAUGCUUUGAACACGCCGCCAGUGUAUCUAGGUGAAGUGCAUCUUUCACUGCUCAAGCUAAUUCUUUCGGAUAGGUCCAGUGAUGAGUGGUGGUGGAGUAUCCUCGAGGCGCCGGUUGCCGAAAGUUCCGUCGUCGAAAAUGCUGAUGCCACUGACAAUGUGGAUGAAAGUGAUUUGCCACUCAUCAAAGUGGAUUUUGCUGCCUUAUUGGGGGAACAGGAAGACCCACUAAUUACGACAAGUUGGCUGACAGCCUUGCACGAUAUUCCCAAAAUGAGUGCCACGAACUCGGCUGCCAUCAAGGCAAGCAUCAAGACUGCAACGGAUAUCUGCGGAAACAAAUUUGUGAUUGCGUACUUGAAGAAGGCAACGAAGCUUGGAAAGACCAGUGGAUCGGGAUUCAUGAAGCGUGCCGUGGUCUGGUUGCUGGAGCGGAUGCGCGAGGCUCGACCGGAUUUGGGAAACCGAAACAUUAACAAGGAAGCAGUGUUCAAGAAGAGAGCCAAAGUGGUCGAUGAAGUAUCACAGCAAAUGGACAAGCUGAGUUCGGCUGCUUUGGCAGUCGAAGACGAUGACUUGUUGUCUGAUGCUGAAUCUGACGACGAUUCUGAUGAUUCUGAUGUGGAAGAAGAGAAUGGAGAUACCGUCAAACAGGAACCGCAGUCUCAGACUGAACCAGAUGAUCAUCCGGCUUCCUUCAUUCCACCAAAACCUCCACCGACAUUGGUGGACCUUCUGCUGCCACCCGGGAAACCAAGUCCACCAUCAGAGCUCUUCAAUCCUUCUAGUUGGCCGCAUUUAGCAGGUGCAACAGUUUGCCGUCUUCUCCAUCGCUAUACCAGGCUGCGGAAUGAGGUGGACGAUAGUCUCCGUAGCGUGAGAGAAGUUUCUAGACUGACUGUUCGUCAGCGGAGAGAGCGCGAAGCGAUUGCAAAAACCCGUGUCUUUUCCGAAUUUGCUGUACCACACGAUGGCAAAGACCCAUGCGACACAGCUGCCCAACAUCUGUGUAGUGGAGGACGAUACUUGGAAUUGACUCCCUUGGAACGAUUAUGCAUUCUAAGAGUACUCAUCGAUGCUGCUUACGAUACCGCUCGAGUCUACGAAGUCGUUGACACGAACUACAAACAAAGUACAAGUGCAGUCAAAGCAUUGGAAACGGAACAGAGAAAAUUCAAACGCGAGGCAAAGGAAAAGAGCGCCGCCAACGAAGCCGCCGCACGUCAAGACCUAGCAUUGGAAGCAAGAAGGAACUUCAUCGAAGAAAAGCGUGAGGAAAUCCGCAAAGCGAAUGAAGCAAACCAGGAACUCACGGACGACGAUAUCGAUGAAUUGACAGAAGACGACAUUAUCGAAUUCGACGAAGACUUCAAGGCCGACUUCGAAGCAUUGCCAGCACCUGAAAGUUUUAAGAAAGCCGAAGUAGUUGCAAGAGUAGCCAAAAUGCUUGAAGCUGAUGCAUUUGAGACUGAGCUCUUGACAGUUCUCACCAUGGACCAAAUACUGGAAAACGAGAAAGAGCAUGUCCAAUCGCUCGAAGAAAGUCUUGCCGCAUUGGGCGGUGAAGAGGCGCUCCUGAAUCCAGAAUUAGACAGAGACACAAUGCGCGCUGUUGAAAAGCUUCGUCGAGAAUUAUUAAAAAUCCAAGCUUCUGCGGAGUCGAUUCCAAUCCAAAGAGAGGAAGCGAUCGAACAACUGAAAGAAGCAAUUGCGGAUGGUACCAUCAAGAGCCUCCGAGCUGCCAUCAGGUCUGCGAAGACGGCUCGUUUGUUCGGAAAAGAUGAUGACACCAACGGAGUUUGGUCCUUGGACAUUGUUCGUGACGCUCACAUGGAACUUGAAAAUGCCAAGCAAUUGAAGCGGGUUGCUGAUGCGCAGAAAGAUUUGGUUUCAAAACGCAAUAGGUGUUUUAUUCGAACGGAGCCCCUCGGAAGCGAUCGAUUCCGGAAUCGAUUUUGGACAUUCGAGAACAGUGAACAGGGCCACAUAUUCACAGAGGUUGACCACGUUCUCGAAGAGGAAAACAAGAACUUGUCGAACGAAUCCGGCCUUUUGGAAAUCGUUUCAAGCGUAGAUAAGGUUGAAAUCGGUAGCGCCGAUAUUGAGGAGGAUUUUAUGGGUGCUGAGGGCGAAGGCAUUGCGAGCUUUAGACGUUUUAGCCGCAAGGAGUAUCACCAAUCGGGACUCUGUGCGUCUCUGACAAAACGAUGUUGGGGUUGGCAGUUGACGGAGUCUUCAGUACGAGCACUAACGAAGGGCCUAGAUGGACGUGGCGUCCGGGAGAAUAACUUGAAGAAAAAUCUGAAAGUGGCAUUGGAGGCAAAGACCACAGCGAAAGAAGGUACAGAUGAGACGGAAUCAGACAGUCAGGUCCAAAAGAGCGGUGACGAAGAUCACUUCGCACAUGCAAAACAAAGGAUGGAUGAACUGGAUCUCCAGGUUAUAGAUGCAUCCUACCUGAAUACACUCUCCUCUGCCAUUGGGCAAAUGGUCCGUUUUCGACAUGUGGUAGAGAGCACAAGAGAUAGGGAAAGUGCCCGCUAUGAAGUUGGAUCAAUAAAGGGAUGGAAAUUGCGAAAGGAUGAGGUGACUAUGGAACCGGAAGGCGACGAAUUCGAGCCGCAGACUCAAGUUGUCGAGGUUCCAGUCUGGCAAGUCAUGACUGACAAGGGGAACGAAUUUUGGCUUACUGGAGGGGAGAUGCUUGAAAGUAUAUGUCGACUUGCCAAAUGGACGAGCAAAUGCCCGACUUACUUUGAGUCCGAUGCAGCCUAUCUAUCAUACAGGAAUACCCUUGGUCGGCACUUUGGCAAGGUCGCAGAGGCGGCGAACGCGAUGACGCCCAUUCGAUUCACACAAUCCAUGGUGAAGCGGGAGGCGGAGAUAUAUCAGAAGCUGAAACAUCGCGUCUAUGACGAAACUUGGGGAGGAAAGAAUGGGACUAGAAGUGCGUGGGUAACUUCCAUGAGGGAUUUUGCUUUUGAUUUCGAGACUGCGAGAGACGGGCUAUUGACAUUUGAAAGUGCGUUGUUUGAACUAACGGGAGGAUUCCCAGGAGACGACAACGGAGAAGAGGGUCGCAGUGGAAGAUCCUUGCUUGACAAUAAAGUGACAAGGGAAGAUAUUGAGCUCGAGUCACUAGAAAAGGGUAUGAACAGGCUUUGGAACUCACGUGAAAGUCGGAACGUGUUCCAUGAGAUUGUCAAGAGCGCGAAAACUGUUGGAUUUCUGGUUCUUGCCCUUGACCUUGUAUGUAGGAAUGCAUACGUUUACUUGGAAGCGAACAAAAUCAAAACUACCUCGACAAGGAGUUCGGCAUAUGGAUCAAGCGUUGGCGAUUCUUGGCAGCAGCAAGCAGAUGUAUCGUAUUACGAAGAGCCGACAAGUAGACGAUCGCGACGUGGGAAUGUGGACUACUCGGUAUACUUCAAUUAG